AAAUGUAUACUAAUUUGGAAGGGAGAGGAGCAAGGCGGAAACCGGUUCAAGUGAAGUUGAAGUUACGGAAGCUCAACUAACUUCACCUUACCCAAUCCCACCACUUCAAAACCUUCCUAAUUCUCUCAUUCCUCCCCCCUUUUCUCUAUACUACUGUAGAUCUUAUUUCCUUCACUGCCAUUUUGUCGCAAUCUUCAAGAUUGUAUAGAUAUUUUGCAGUACUGAUACCAUGGCUGUUCCAGUUGAAGAAGCCAUUGCUGCUUUAUCUACAUUUUCACUUGAGGAUGAGCAACCUGAGGUGCAAGGGCCAGCUAUAUGGGUAUCAUCUGAUAGAGGGGCAACUUCCAGUCCGAUUGAAUACAGUGAUGUUGCUGCUUAUCGCCUGUCUCUAUCAGAAGAUACCAAAGCUCUCAAUCAGCUGAAUACUCUGAUUCACGAGGGGAAAGAAAUGGCGUCUGUGCUCUAUACAUAUCGGAGUUGUAUAAAGGCUCUUCCUCAGCUUCCUGAUUCCAUGAAACAUAGCCAAGCUGAAUUAUAUUUGGAGACAUAUCAAGUUCUAGAUUUGGAGAUGAGUCGUCUACGUGAAAUUCAGCGAUGGCAGGCAUCAGCAGCAUCUAAACUAGCAGCUGAUAUGCAACGAUUUUCAAGGCCUGAGCGACGUAUUAAUGGCCCUACAGUAACUCAUUUUUGGUCGAUGCUGAAGCUGAUUGAUGUUUUAGUGCAACUUGACCAUCUUAAAAAUGCAAAAGCAAGCAUACCAAAUGAUUUUUCUUGGUACAAGAGGACGUUUACUCAAGUUAGUGUUCAAUGGCAAGACAUCGACUCAAUGAGGGAGGAGUUGGAUGAUUUACAGAUUUUCUUAAGCUCGAGGUGGGCUAUUUUAUUGAACUUGCACGUGGAGAUGUUCAGGGUGAACAAUGUAGAGGAUAUCCUUCAAGCUUUGAUAGUCUUCGCUGUUGAGUCACUGGAGUUGGAUUUCGCACUUCUCUUUCCAGAGCGGCAUGUUCUCUUGCGUGUCCUUCCUGUUCUUGUGGUCUUAGCAACUACAUCAGAAAAAGAUACUGAAGCACUCUAUAAGAGGGUCAAAAUCAAUCGACUUAUUGGCAUAUUCAAGAGUGACCCAGUUAUACCUGCUUUUCCGGACCUCCAUCUUUCUCCUGCUGCUAUAAUGAAAGAGCUGUCAUCAUAUUUCCCGAACUUCGUCAGCCAAACUCGUCUUGCUCUUCCAGCUCCGCAUGAACUUCAGCCUCGUGAAGCUCAAGAUUAUCAGCGACAAUAUCUUAUAGUGAACCAUAUUGGUGCUAUACGGGCUGAGCAUGAUGAUUUUACAGUUCGUUUCAUUUCAUCCAUCAAUCAGUUAGAUUUAUUAAAGUCUACUGAGGGUGCAGAAGUUGAGUGGUCCAAAGAUGUCAAAGGCAACAUGUAUGAUAUGGUUGUUGAAGGAUUUCAACUUCUUAGUCGGUGGACAGGCCGCAUUUGGGAACAAUGUGCUUGGAAAUUUUCUCGCCCUUGCAAGGAUCUAUCUUCUGAAGAAUCCAAUCAUAGUUCGACAUUAUAUUCUGACUAUGAGAAGGUGGUGCGGUAUAAUUACAGUGCUGAGGAGAGAAGAGCAUUGGUUGAGCUUGUUGGAUAUAUUAAAAGCAUUGGAUCAAUGAUGCACCGUUGCGAUACUUUAGUUGCUGAUGCCUUGUGGGAAACAAUUCAUGCUGAAGUUCAAGAUUUCGUUCAGAAUACCUUGGCAACUAUGCUACGUACUACCUUUAGAAAGAAAAAGGAUCUUUCGAGGAUUUUGUCUGAUAUGAGAACCCUUUCAGCGGAUUGGAUGGCAAAUACAAGCAAGCAAGAGAAUGAGUUGCAAAUGCAAUCUUCACAGCAUGGUGAAGAAAACAAAGGGAGUUACCUGUAUCCCAGACCAGUGGCACCAACAGCAGCUCAGGUCCACUGCUUGCAGUUCCUGAUUUACGAGGUUGUCUCCGGGGGAAACAUGAGAAAGCCGGGGGGGCUCUUCAGCAAUACUGGGUCAGACAUACAUGUUGAGGAUUUGAAACAGUUGGAAACCUUCUUUUACAAGCUUGGCUUCUUUUUACACUUGCUUGACUACACAGUGACAAUAUCAACACUCACAGAUCUUGGAUUCCUUUGGUUUAGAGAAUUUUAUUUAGAAACAUCUCGUGUCAUUCAGUUUCCAAUCGAAUGCUCUCUUCCCUGGAUGCUUGUUGAUUAUGUGCUUGAGUCUCAAAAUGCGGGCCUGUUUGAGAGUGUCGUUAUGCCUUUUGAUAUCUACAAUGAUGCGGCUCAGCAUGCAUUGACUGUGCUCAAGCAGCGCUUCCUCUAUGAUGAAAUUGAAGCCGAGGUGGAUCAUGGUUUUGAUAUUUUUGUGUCCAAAUUGUGUGAAGUUGUUUUCACAUAUUACAAGAGCUGGGCAGCAAGAGAAUUGCUGGACUCCUCAUUCCUAUUUACCGUGGACAAUGGAGAAAAGUACUCUGUACAACCUAUGAGAUUCAAUGCGCUAUUUAAAAUGACCAGAGUUAAGUUGCUUGGAAGGACAAUUGAUUUGAGAUGCCUGAUUUCACAACGUAUGAACAAGGCAUUCAGAGAGAACAUGGAGUUUUUGUUUGAUCGUUUUGAGUCUCAAGAUAUAUGUGCUAUCGUUGAACUGGAUAACCUCGUAAGUAUAUUAAAACAUGCCCAUAAGCUUCUGUCCGAGGAUCUGGCAAUAGACGCAUUCAAUCUCAUAUUCAGUGAGAUGCAAGAGAACUUAUCUCUUGUUUCCUAUUCAAGUCGACUUGCUUAUCAGAUAUGGUCAGAGAUGCAAAAUGAUUUCCUUCCAAACUUUAUAUUAUGUAAUACUACUCAAAGAUUUGUCCGAUCACCGAAAAUGUCCAGUGCUCGAGUUCAGAAGCCAUCAAUGCCAUAUGGCAAGCCAAAUUUCUACUGUGGUAACCAAGAUUUGAAUUCUGCACACCAAAGCUAUACAAGAUUGCACAAUGGUUUCUUUGGAAUGCCUCACAUGUUUUCCAUCGUCCGCCUUUUGGGGACCCGGUCUUUGCCAUGGCUGAUCCGUGCUCUACUUGAUCACAUAUCGAAUAAGAUAAGUUCCCUUGAAGCAAUGAUUACAGGAUUGCAAGAAGCAUUGCCCAAAUCUAUAGGUCUGCUUCCCUUUGAUGGUGGUGUGACAGGUUGUAUGCGACACAUAAAAGAGCAGCUUAACUGGACCUCAAAGACAGAGCUCAAGCAGGAAGUUCUUCAGGGAAUAAAGGAGAUAGGAAGCAUACUGUAUUGGAUGGGCCUGCUUGAUAUUGUAUUAAGGGAAGUGGACACAAAACGCUUUAUGCAACUUGCACCCUGGCUUGGCUUUAUACCUGGCACGGAUGGACAAAUCAUGCUAUCACAAGGAGACGAGGAAAGCCCUCUCGUGAACUUACUGAAGUCAACAACUACCGCAAUUGUGUCAAAUCCAAAUUGCUCAAAUCCAGCUUCCUUCUACACCAUGUCAAAACAGGCAGAAGCAGCAGAUCUCUUAUAUAAAGCCAAUCUGAAUACUGGAAGUGUUCUGGAGUAUGCUCUUGCAUUUACUAGUGCCGCACUGGACAAGUACUGUAACAAAUGGAGUGCAACUCCAAAGACAGGAUUCAUAGACAUUACUACUUCAAAAGACUUCUACCGGAUAUUUAGUGGUCUCCAAAUAGAACAUUUAGAGGAAACUGUUCAAGGAGUUCCUAAUAUUCAUGAGGUGCUCGGAGAUUCAGUAGCUUGGGGAGGCUGCACAAUCAUAUAUUUACUUGGCCAGCAGCUGCACUUUGAACUUUUUGAUUUCUCAUAUCAAGUCCUUAACGCUGCUGAAGUCGAGGCUACAGAACUUUCGCAAAUUCAUAAAACUGUUCAGGGGCAGGGAUGGGAUUCCUUAAUAGAAGUCAUGAAGAAAGCAAGGAGGCUUAACAAUCACGUGUUUUCAAUGCUAAAAGCACGUUGCCCGCUUGAAGACAAGGUAGCAUGUGCAAUAAAGCAAAGUGGAACGCCUCUGCAUCGAAUCAAGUUCGAAAACACGGUCUCAGCUUUUGAAACACUUCCACAGAAGAGCAGCUAAUUUCUUCCAUUUUAAUAUAGCUAGUAUGGCAUAAGAUUAGUGUAGAUUGUAACUUCUACAGAAGAGGGUAGUGAAUUGUGAGAGCAUCGGGUAUUGUCUGUAAUAUAAAUUACUAAAGAAAAUGUGUCAGCCAGAGAGCUAUCGGAAUAUGGGAUGGAUCUUGUGUUCUUGCAUAAUCAAUUAUAUAUUUAAGAAACUACAAUUACUUGUAAGAAUUGCCCAUAAUGUGGCUAAGAGUGAACAGAGCAUUUCACAGUUUGGGCGUCAUGCUGUAAAAGAUCUGCACCUAAACUCAUGUACAUGUUUUUAUGUUAACUGUUAAGUGCUUUCUAUUCUGUUAGGAAGCAAUGUUGACCAUAUUA
Messenger RNA from Amaranthus tricolor (Joseph's coat), 4449 nucleotides. RefSeq names its product protein PIR. The transcript is spliced from 31 exons. Gene Ontology annotation, biological process: cell morphogenesis; regulation of actin filament polymerization; regulation of translation. Gene Ontology annotation, molecular function: RNA 7-methylguanosine cap binding; small GTPase binding. The coding region runs from base 230 to 4087 and encodes 1285 amino acids. The record is from RefSeq and is a predicted model, not a curated record. Gene Ontology annotation, cellular component: SCAR complex. NCBI's taxonomy places the organism in Eukaryota, Viridiplantae, Streptophyta, Magnoliopsida, Caryophyllales, Amaranthaceae.